ACAAGUGCGUAUUAAAAAGACCGUUCAAUUGAAAUUAGUGUUUUUGUAUUUAGUCGUAUUUAUAACUGUUGUAGGUAUUUGAUUAUCACCGACUACAAUUUAAUAUUUAGACACUGUGAAAACGAUUUUGACGAAAUGUCUGCAAUCUUAAAGUAUCCAAUUGCAACAACAAUUUUGUUUUGCAUGUUGACCAUUUUUGUUUUUACCCAAGAUAUUUCAUCGGGAAGCGAUUCAGUCUAUGAAUCCAAUGAAUUUAAUGCCGGACGAGGAAAUUAUUACGAUAAUGACUUUCAUCGUGAGGAAUACAAACUUUACCAAACAUCGAAACAUGUAUUUUACUGGCUUUACACAAGAGAUAACACCGACGGUCAACUUUUAAAUAGAAGUGAGCAACACAUGAUUGAGUCGACGACGUACAACGAAAAUAAUCCAAUUAAAGUUAUAAUUCACGGUUGGCUUGGCACUACUCAAGAAAAAGAUGGCGUUUGUUCGUAUAACGUAAAAUCGUAUUUUAAAGUGGGUGAGUACAAUGUGAUCUGUGUGGAUUGGAAACAAUAUUCGACUGACAUAACAUAUGCGGUCGCUAAAGCAAGGGUCAAAUACAUUGCUCGAGAUAUUGCCCAUGUGUUGACGAAGAUUACAUACAACAUGACGAUAGCUUAUGAUAAAGUGCAUGUGAUAGGACACAGUAUGGGAGCGCACAUUGCCGGAUUCGUUGGUAAAAAUUUACCCGCCCUUCCUCGGAUUACUGGAUUAGAUCCCGCAAAACCGAUGUACGAGAAAAGUAGUUCAGAAGAUAGACUAGACGAGACUGAUGCGAUAUUUGUUGAUGUAAUACAUACUAACGCUGGUCAAAACGGACUUGACAAAUCUAUUGGUGAUAUAGAUUUCUAUCCAAAUGGAGGAAAAAAGCAACCAAAUUGCGAAAAAUUGGAUAAAUCUGGUUCGUGCAGUCACGUUUCAUCCUAUCAUUACUACGCACACUCCAUUUGGGCCAAAGAAGAUUAUAUCGCAUAUAAGUGUCCCAGCUGGGAAGACUACGAAGCAAAAAUGUGUAUUAUCGCUAACAGAACUUACAUGGGCGAAUUCGUAGACAUGGAUGGGCAAAACGGCGAUUAUUACUUAAAAGCGGACGUUCAAGAUUAGUAGAACACAAAGCGAUGCACAAAUUGGUUUCUGAAUAAAAUUUUGAAUUUAUAAUAUUAUUAAAAUAAGCGUUAACUGUUAGUUUUAUACAUUUGAAUUGUAUAUUAAUGUUCUGUAGAGCUGUAUAAUAUUUACCACAUUGAUACCUUUUACAACAUGCAUAAAUAUAAGUUUUGAUCUUAUGAUUGA
This is a messenger RNA of Rhopalosiphum maidis (corn leaf aphid), 1335 nucleotides long. Its product is annotated as inactive pancreatic lipase-related protein 1-like. Gene Ontology annotation, biological process: lipid metabolic process. NCBI's taxonomy places the organism in Eukaryota, Metazoa, Arthropoda, Insecta, Hemiptera, Aphididae. The record is from RefSeq and is a predicted model, not a curated record. The coding region runs from base 136 to 1146 and encodes 336 amino acids. The transcript has 7 exons. Gene Ontology annotation, molecular function: lipase activity.